Lagenorhynchus albirostris (white-beaked dolphin) is the source of this 1684-nucleotide messenger RNA. RefSeq names its product nuclear receptor subfamily 6 group A member 1 (gene NR6A1). Gene Ontology annotation, biological process: regulation of DNA-templated transcription. Lineage: Eukaryota; Metazoa; Chordata; Mammalia; Artiodactyla; Delphinidae. The coding region runs from base 28 to 1470 and encodes 480 amino acids. The transcript is spliced from 10 exons. The record is from RefSeq and is a predicted model, not a curated record. Gene Ontology annotation, molecular function: zinc ion binding; sequence-specific DNA binding; DNA-binding transcription factor activity.
CCGAGCGCGGGCCCUGAGCACCACCGCAUGGAGCGGGACGAACGGCCGCCUAGCGGAGGGGGAGGCGGCGGGGGCUCGGCGGGGUUCCUGGAGCCGCCCGCCGCGCUCCCUCCGCCGCCGCGCAACGGUUUUUGUCAGGACGAACUGGCAGAGCUUGACCCAAGCACUAUUUCUGUUCCAGAUGAUCGGGCUGAACAACGAACCUGUCUCAUUUGUGGGGACCGCGCCACAGGCUUGCACUAUGGAAUCAUCUCCUGUGAGGGGUGCAAAGGGUUUUUCAAGCGGAGCAUUUGCAACAAGCGGGUAUAUCGGUGCAGUCGUGACAAGAACUGUGUCAUGUCUCGGAAGCAGAGGAACAGAUGCCAGUACUGCCGCCUGCUCAAAUGCCUCCAGAUGGGGAUGAAUCGGAAGGCAAUCAGAGAAGAUGGCAUGCCUGGAGGCCGGAAUAAGAGCAUUGGGCCAGUCCAGAUAUCAGAGGAAGAGAUCGAAAGGAUUAUGUCUGGGCAGGAAUUUGAGGAAGAGGCCACUCACUGGAGCAACCAUGGUGACAGCGACCACAGUUCCCCUGGGAACAGGGCUUCAGAGAGCAACCAGCCCUCACCAGGCUCCACACUGUCCUCCAGUAGGUCUGUGGAACUAAAUGGAUUCAUGGCAUUCAGGGAUCAAUACAUGGGGAUGUCUGUGCCUCCACACUAUCAAUAUAUACCGCACCUUUUUAGCUAUUCUGCCCACUCUCCACUUCUGCCCCCACAAGCUCGCAGCCUGGAUCCCCAGUCAUAUAGUCUGAUUCAUCAGCUGGUGUCAGCCGAGGACCUGGAGCCAUUGGGCACGCCCAUGUUGAUUGAAGAUGGAUAUGCUGUGACUCAAGCAGAGCUAUUUGCCCUGCUUUGCCGCCUGGCUGACGAGCUGCUUUUUAGGCAGAUUGCCUGGAUCAAGAAACUGCCUUUCUUCUGUGAGCUCUCAAUCAAGGAUUACACGUGCCUCCUGAGCUCUACGUGGCAGGAAUUAAUCCUGCUGUCCUCCCUCACUGUUUACAGCAAGCAGAUCUUCGGGGAGCUGGCUGAUGUCACCGCCAAGUACUCACCCUCUGAUGAAGAACUACAUAGAUUUAGUGAUGAAGGGAUGGAGGUGAUUGAGCGGCUCAUCUACCUGUAUCACAAGUUCCAUCAGCUAAAAGUGAGCAAUGAGGAGUAUGCUUGCAUGAAAGCAAUUAACUUCCUAAAUCAAGAUAUCAGGGGUCUGACCAGUGCCUCGCAGCUGGAACAAUUGAACAAACGAUAUUGGUACAUUUGCCAGGAUUUCACUGAAUAUAAAUAUACACAUCAGCCGAACCGUUUUCCUGACCUCAUGAUGUGCUUACCUGAGAUUCGCUAUAUUGCAGGAAAGAUGGUGAAUGUACCCCUGGAGCAGCUGCCCCUCCUCUUUAAGGUGGUGCUGCAUUCCUGCAAGACAAGUGUGGGCAAGGAGUGACCUGUCCCCAGCACCCCUCCUCAGGCCAAUGGCAAGGCCUGGGGUGGGCAGGACAGGCUCCGGAAGAAAGAGCCAGAGAGACCAAGAUGGAGGCUGUGGAGCAGCCUUGCCAGUUGCCUCCAUAGCAAAAGAGUUUUUGUUUGUUUGUCUUGUUUUUUUAACCUCAUUUUUCUAUAUAUUUAUUUCACGACAGAGUUGAAUGUAUGGCCUUCAA